Molecule: messenger RNA, 2285 nt
Organism: Theobroma cacao (cacao)
Lineage: Eukaryota; Viridiplantae; Streptophyta; Magnoliopsida; Malvales; Malvaceae
Product: protein decapping 5-like
Biological process (GO): cytoplasmic stress granule assembly; P-body assembly
Cellular component (GO): P-body
Molecular function (GO): mRNA binding
Source: RefSeq, a predicted model, not a curated record
UUUGCUUGCACGCCUUUUUUUGAAAGGUUUUGCUUUAGCACAGCCUUUCUCUCUUUCAUUUUACUUUGAUUAUUACUUUCACUGACAAAAAAAAAAAAAAAGCCAAUGUUGUUGGAAUAACGAAGGGCCAUGGCCUCAACUGAGAGCUCCAGAUCUUCAACUGCUGGGUCUCCUGAUUCAUAUAUAGGCAGCUUGAUAAGCUUGACUUCAAAGUCUGAAAUCAGAUAUGAAGGUGUUCUCUUUAACAUCAACACUGAAGAAUCCAGCAUCGGUUUGAGAAAUGUAAGGUCAUUUGGAACAGAGGGGCGAAAAAAAGAUGGUCCACAAGUUCCACCAAGUGAUAAAGUUUAUGAGUACAUACUCUUCCGUGGAAGUGACAUCAAGGACUUGCAGGUUAAAUCUUCACCACCAGUUCAGACCCCAGCACCUAUACACAAUGAUCCUGCUAUUAUACAGUCUCACCAUCCCCAAUCAGCAAUUGCAUCCACAGGCUUGCCUUCUUCUGUUACUGGAUCUAUACCAGAUCCAGGUUCCCAAACUUCAUCUGUAGGAAUUGCCAGGCCAACAUUUCAGGGUAGUCUUCCAUUAUAUCGACCUGGUUCAAAUUUAGGCCCAUGGGGUUCAUCAACUGCUCCAACCACAAAUGGUGGGCUUUCUAUGCCUAUGUACUGGCAAAGUUACUAUGGGUCAAUGAAUGGUCUACCUCCACAGCAGCAACCUUUGCUUCGACCCCCUCCUGGCUUGUCAAUGCCACCUUCCCUGCAGCAAUCUAUGCAAUAUCCAGCCAUGAAUGUGUCAUUCCCUACUACAGCUUCUAACUUGCCAGCUCAUCAGUUGUCUGAAAACACUCCUACUUUGAUGCCACCCUUUGGUGUAGGCACCCUGAAUUUGCAAUCUUCUGUGCUUCCAGCCCAGUCUUCUACAGUAGUAUCAGACUCAUCAACUAGUUUGAAUCCAGAUACGGCUUCUGCUUCAACCAUUCCUACUGCAGCUUCAAGCAGUAGCUUGCCAUUGGUAUCUGCAUUGAGUAGUUUGGAUAAAAGUGCUGUCAUGUUGUCUCUUUCUGACAAAACUAAGACAGUCCCUGAUCCCAUAAUGCCAUUCAAAGGCAUUCCUGAUUCUGCUUCAUCCGCCAUAGGGACAAGUUCAGUUUUGAAUGAUGGAACGCUUCCUUCUUUAGUGACCCCAGGCCAGCUUUUACAACCUGGAGUGCUCACAGCAUCCUCAUCUAUGUCUUCACAAACAGCUCAGAAGGAUGUGGAGGUUGUUCAUGUAUCAUCUCCAGAAUCAACAACAGCGCCUGCACCAGCACCAGUGUCAGCACAAGUACCAACACCAGUGCCAGCACAAGUACCACCACCAUUGUUAGCACAAGCACCACCACAAGCACUGAAAACAGAAGGACAGGAACCGAUAUUGCCUUCACCUUCACCCUCAGAUCAUAAGCUGUUCAGAGCUCCAAUGCACAGUUAUCAUAGUUAUAGAGGACGUGAAAGAGGAAGAGGAAAUGCGAUUUCCCGUUCAGCAACCAGAUUUACAGAAGAAUUUGAUUUCACAGUGAUGAAUGAGAAAUUUAACAAGGAUGAAGUUUGGGGUCAUCUUGGCAGAAGUAGCAGAGGUCAGGAAGAGGAUUUACAAAAUGAAGAUAGUGUUGGAUCCUCAUUAGUGGAGGUUAAGCCUGUAUAUGUCAAAGAUGAUUUUUUUGAUACAUUGUCAUGCGAUGCUCUUGAUGACGGGUCUCGUAAUGGCAGAACUAGAUUUUCGGAGCAAAUGAGAAGAGAUACAGAGACCUUUGGCGAUUUCCCGUGGCAUCGUGGUGGUAGAGGUGGCCGUGGACCUAUUUAUGGUGGUCGAGGACGCGGUUCUUACUACGGCAGAGGCUAUGGUUAUGGUGGGAGGGGUAGGGGAUAUGGCAUGGCAAAUCGUACCACCUAGUUAGCAGCCGAAAUUGAGCACAGAUCAAAGAAUUACCAGAAACGCAGGGUUGUGACCACCAAAUUGAAGACGCUCAUAAUGGCUUUGGGUUGUACUCCUAGGAGUAGUUGCUGCUUUGGGAAUGAGUAUUGAGUUAUAGAAAUAAGCAAAAACCCGAGGAGCCAGAGAAUGGGAUUUCCAUUGCCUUGCUCAUAAGUAUUUGUAUGGAUAGUGUGAGGUGAUUUGAUCUGUUUAAACCCAGUUUUUUCUGUUGUUUUGGCAAAUGAACACAAUUUUGUAUUAUGUGAAUUUUAGUUUGAAUAUUGUUCUUAAAAUAUAAGAAAAUGGUUCAUUCUAUAGUUUUAAUAUCA